This is a messenger RNA of Closterium sp. NIES-67, 3608 nucleotides long. Lineage: Eukaryota; Viridiplantae; Streptophyta; Zygnematophyceae; Desmidiales; Closteriaceae. The record is from the annotation of a GenBank genome assembly.
UGGAAAGCAUUUUCGGGUGGAAAUAUAUAGGUCGGCGGUUCCUAGAAGUUACCAGUAGAACCGGAUUAUUUCCUUAGCUAGCUGUAGGAUUUUGGGACGCAGGCACAACUAUGGCGCGUUUUCUCCUAAUUUCUUGUCUGCUACUCGUCUCAUGGGUUUUUGCUUGCAAACAGCUACAAGUUAGCGAGACUCGGGGCCUGCCUCGCAAAAUCGGACGAUUCCAUCGCCGCGAGAACAAUUUGACAUUCGUCGUGGCGAGUCGACUGUCAUCCGUCUCCCGCAUGGUGCUCCACAGCGUCCCCUCCUCCAUCCCCGACCUACUCAACAAGCUACGCGCCGAGCCCCAAGACACCGAGGAGCCUUCGCAGCCUUCCGAGCCUUCCGCGUCUUCUAACGAGGAUAUUCCGACUCCGGUCCCGAUUGCAAAUGGGGAGGAGGAUGCUUUUCUGUCGAGUGGUGUUUCGAGCUCUUUCACCGGCGCCUACAGGGGAAUAGUCAUUGGUGGUGAUGCUGGCGAUGGUGACGACUCCGCCGUAACGACAGAGGACGAGGAUCGUGCUGACAAGGCCAUCGAGGAUUCCGACACGGAAAACGUCAGAGUCUCGACGGAAGACGACAGCGACGCCGCCGUCAAUGCCGAUGAUCCCGCCUCCGACGAGCGUCUCGCGACGGGAACGGAGGAUGCCACCGUGUCUGCGUCCCCUCCGGAAGAUGCGGGCAGUCAGGUGGACCUCUUAACAUCCGCACUCCACCGUCUUCUAAGCCUUAAUGGUCUGGAUAAAGAUUUCAACUUCGACGACCUGUUUUCCGGGAUUCAGCCCGAGUCGCUCCCUCCGGAGGCGCUGCGCACGUUCACCGAGGUGAAGAAGUUGUGCGAUGAGAUCUCUGCCAUCAUGAGGAGCGCGGAGGAGGGGGGUGCGAGCACGGAGGAGGGGAGCACGGAGGAGGGGAGCACGGAGGAGGGGAGCACGGAGGAGGGGAGCACGGAGGAGGGGAGCACGGAGGAGGGGAGCACGGAGGAGGGGAGCACGGAGGAGGGGAGCACGGAGGAGGGGAGCACGGAGGGGAGCACGGGGGAGGGGAGCAUGAGGGAGGGGAGCAUGGAGGAGGGGAGCACGGAGGAAGGCACGGGCAUGGAGCAGGUGGAUGAUGCCCUUGAGGAGGCCAGUAGCCACGUGGAGGCCGCUCAAGAGGAGGAUGCGAGCUCGGAGAAUUCCGACACGGAAAACGUCAUAGUCUCGACGGAAGAUGACAACGACGCUGCCGCCACUGCCGAUCCCCCCUCCGACGACCUCUUCGCGACGGGAACGGAGGAUCCCGCCUCUGCCGUGUCUGCGUCCCCCGCGGUCCGCCUGAUGUCCGCGUUUAACGCUUUCCAACGCUUACACGAUUCGAAGGAAUAUCUGGGCCUCGACGAGCUCUUCUCUUCGAUUUCAACUGAGUCGCUCUCUACGGAGGUUGUGGAAGGUGUAAAGAGUACUUUCCGGCUCUUAUACAAGGCGGAGAUUGAGGAGAGGUAUGCGAUGACGAGCUUUGGGGAGCGGGUGACGACGGACUUCGAGCAGGUGCUUCAUGCGAUUGAGAAGGCCAUUGGCCGCGUUGAGGCCGCUCAGGCGGAGGAGGGGAGCUCGGAGGAUGCGAGCUCGGAGGAGGGGAGCUCGGAGGAUGCGAGCUCGGAGGAGGGGAGCUCGGAGGAUGCGAGCUCGGAGGAGGGGAGCUCGGAGGAGGAGAGCUCGGAGGAGGAGAGCUGGGAGGCUGUUCCUUUUGAGUUAAAGAUUGAUGACUCUGCAGCUUCACGCAGCGGUGAUUGGUUGACAGUCGAGCCCGCCACUGCCAUGGUCCUUUUCGGCUUGGUCUUUGGGGUCAUCGUGCCUCUUACCGUCGUUUGCAUCAACUCCGGCUGUGCUGACCCCGGGGAUAAGGACCCGCUCAAGACCCCGCUGCUGAAGUCCUACCGGUUUUUUGUGAAGUGCCCGCACUACCCAGUGGCCAUGUAUGUGCCUCCAACCCCAACGGCCACGUAGAGAGCCUCAACGGAUGGGCUUGGCGCCUCAAGAGUACCCGCGCAACCAAGUGGCCGUGUAUGUGCCUCCAACGGCCGUGUAAUGAGGGAUUGGUUUCUGAGGCGCCUCAAAAGUACUCGGCCAAGGGCCAGCACGUUAGCCUUGUGGCCGUGUAUGUGCCUCCAACGGCCGUGUAGUGAGGGAUUGGUUUCUGAGGCGCCUCAAAAGUACUCGGCCAAGGGCCAGCACGUUAGCCUUGUGGCCGUGUGUGUAUGUGCCUCCAACGGCCGUGAAGGGAUUGGGGGAAACUCCUGACGAGCUUCGUUGAUAAGUCUGCUGUUGUUGAUCAAGUUAAUUAAGCACCCAUUCUGCUGUGGACUCGCAUGCCUGGGGGAGGGCAUGCCUGGGGGAGGGCAUGCCUGGGGGAGGGCAUGCCUGGAAGGAGGGGAUGGGAAGGAUGGGGGGUUGAGUGCGACGGAGUAGGAGACGCAGGAGCCAUGGGAGGGGAGGCAGCUGUGGUGGUGGCGAUGAGAUGCCUCAAGACUUGAAAGGCUUCGAGAGCUGCUGCACUGAAGGAUCUCGUCCAAGGCAGCCGUCGCAUGCCAGGGGUGUCGGGACAGAGGGACAGGGUCAGCGGGACAGGGUGAGAGGAGAGACAGAGGAUCGGAGGAGGGUCACAGGAGGGUCAGAGGAGGGUCAGAGGAGGGUCAGAGGAGGGGCAGAGGAGGGGCAGAGGAGGGGUAGAGGAGAAACACAAGCGCCGCGCUAAGCUACCGCCCAACGUGUGCCGGUAACAGGGCUAAACCGCACCACCACCAACCUUGUUCCUGCAGCAGCCGUCGGCAUUCUUCCCGCGCCAGCUGCUGCAAAUCCUCGUCACUCAGAUCCGCCAGUCGCCGCUCUCCGCUUCCCCGCUGCGCCCCACCCAUCGCCUCAGCCCAAUUGCUCCACUCAACCCCACCUCUCCUCUCAGCUCCUUCACUCCCCUCAUCUGCACCUCUCCCCUCAACUCAUCCCCUCCGCCCAGCUCCACCACUCUGCUGAGCCCCACGGCUCAACUCAGCCGCUCUUUUUAACUCAGCCGCUCCGUCCGCUCAACCCCUCUGCUCCGAAAGGCCCAUCGCCUUGCGCCUCUUCUCGCCGGCGCUUCCUUGUCCCUUGCUUUGCUUCCCUGCUACCUCCCUUUACAGUGCCCGCCGAAUCCGACCUCCAGGUGGACACGGAACAUAUUCCUGAAGGGGCAACAGCAGCAGCCAGAGCAGCGAGAUGAGUUCAGAGUGACUCAAAAGUCACCUCCCUCUUUGGCUGACUUCGAAGUGGACAACGUCUGCUUGAAGGGGCAGCAGCAAAAUCAGGAGCAGCAGAAGCGAUUGGAGCAACAGCAGAAGCCAGAGCAGCACUAGACUCUGGUGUACUUGACAUCGCACCAGGGAUACACCACCGAAGCCACCACCACAGCAUCAGCAGAAAGCAGCAGAAGCAGGAGCAGCAGUAGGGAAAACUACCCAAUGGCUGCUAGCCUGCAUCAAGCUAAGGGGCCAGGCCCAGACACUGUUGACAUGUAUUUGGUUGCCAAUUUAGCAGAUAUAAACUACGCUAAUCAAG